Molecule: messenger RNA, 589 nt
Organism: Diuraphis noxia (Russian wheat aphid)
Lineage: Eukaryota; Metazoa; Arthropoda; Insecta; Hemiptera; Aphididae
Product: protein max-like
Biological process (GO): positive regulation of transcription by RNA polymerase II
Cellular component (GO): RNA polymerase II transcription regulator complex
Molecular function (GO): protein dimerization activity; DNA-binding transcription factor activity
Source: RefSeq, a predicted model, not a curated record
UUUCUCUUCGUUUCAGUUUUCAAAAAACGUGAACCGCAUACACCACAAGAUUUUCACUUCACAAAAAGUAUCCUUCGACUUCUAGUCUUCGUCUGUGAAAAUUAUACUGAUAUUAAAAAAAAAUAUAUAGACUUAAGAUGAGUGGUAAUUAUAGUGACAUUGAUCUGGACACUGCAGAAAGGCGUGCUCACCAUAAUGCUUUGGAACGCAAAAGACGUGACCAUAUCAAAGACAGCUUUUCAAGUCUUAGAGAUUCAGUUCCAUCACUACGAGGUGUAAAAGUUGUUAGCCGUGCACAGAUAUUACAAAAAUCAGCUGAUUACAUACAAUAUAUGAAGCGCAAAAAUUUAAGUCACCAGCAAGACAUUGAUAAUCUAAAGCGACAGAAUAAUAUUUUGGAAUCUCAAAUUGAAAAAUUAGAGAAAGCUAAGGCUUCUAAAAAUGUUGCUAUGGAAUCUAGUGAAUUACCUUUAUAAAUAUCAAGACUAGAAAAAUCUGAUAUAUGAGAUGGAUACUUUCAAAAAUCCAAAAAAUUAAAUAAUAAAAUUUAAAUCUCCAUCUAUGUCUAAUUUUGUAAGUAUUCAUUAUG